Messenger RNA from Haliotis rubra (blacklip abalone), 1925 nucleotides. RefSeq lists its product as uncharacterized. Lineage: Eukaryota; Metazoa; Mollusca; Gastropoda; Lepetellida; Haliotidae. The coding region runs from base 86 to 1645 and encodes 519 amino acids. The record is from RefSeq and is a predicted model, not a curated record. The transcript is spliced from 10 exons.
ACAAGAAGGUGUCACUUGGUGAAGAUCAGCAAAGAGAGAUUUGACUUUACUGUGGACUACAUAUGUCAAAUAUUGCGUCAAGAAAAUGAUGUCUAUAUUGAAAUUCAACAACCUUUUGAGCCAGGUGUUAAAUACAAUGUUCAAUGCAAAGACAGAGGAAGUAGUGAAGAAGAUGUUGAAAAUACACAGAAAGACACAAAAUCUUGGCAGAAAAAACUCAGUGAUCACACUAAUGAAAAGGGCAACAGAGGGAGAAAAAAAGCAUCAAAAUAUGUCCAGGCACAAAUUUGAGAGGCAUCACUCUGAAGAUAGCUGCCCACCAAGCCCAUCUCAGUCAUUAUUUAGAACAAAUAGUAUCAGUAGCAACAUUCACACAGCAUCAGAAUCUGACACGAAUGUCGUUACAAAUGAAAGGAAAAUGGAGAAACAACAAGCAGACGACGAUGAUGAUUCAUCAUACAGACCUGAUUCCACUCUUAACAUCAUUCCACAUCACACAGUGUUGGAUCCCAAUGACAGUUUGACAGCAAAGCUGAAGGAGCAGGAGGAAAGGCUGCACAAGCUGCAGAAACAAUUGCAAGAUCAGGACCAGAAACAUAGAGAAGAACAGGAGGAAGUAAAGAAAACAAUCGAAGACCUGAGGAAUGAGCAGAAAGAGAGGAGACUGCAGGCUGGAGGAUUCCAUCAUCUUGAUGAGUCUGUUACUGAUGUGGGAGAGAUGUCUCAUGCCACUGACGCAAGGGACUUGACAGGGUCUGUUGCUCUAAAACCUCCUUAUGAAGAAGACAAGCAUACCAGUCUGACGCUGGUGAACACACAGAAUAAAGACACCAAGCACAAAUCACUUGCUCUUCUAGAGAUGAGAAAAUCCUUGCCGCCUAUCAAAGAGAGAGAAGAAGUGCUAGCCAGGUGGAUGGAUGAGGGUUGGUACUACAGAGGGAGGACAGUGUUGAACUGCCAAGACUUCAGCUACAUGGUGGUGGACAGUACUGGAGAAGCAGAGAGAAUUUGGAGAGAAGACAUCAUAACUGAAUCAGAUGAUGCAAAUAGAAUCAUUAAUGUUGGUGACACUGUGAUUGGCCUACAUCCAAGCUACAGUUUCAGCUAUGCUCCUGCCUUCAUCAUUGAGCUUCUCCCUCAACUGAAUGUACGUGCUCGCUUCUAUGACAACAAAAUAGCUGUGUUGCAACGUGAUGAAGUGUUCAAGAUCCCACAGGUGAAAUACAGACAUGACAUAAGGGAGAUACACAAGUGUGAAAAUGAGUGGGUUGGACAAGCAGUGGUGGCACGCCAUGAUCUGACAGGAGUCUAUCGCAUAGGCACAGUUAUUGAAAAGGUUCCUGCAAAACCAAAAUACAGGGUAGAAUGGUGUGAUGGAACCAACAGUAUGCAGAGUCCGGUGCACAUGUUUGGGGCUUUCACUCGAAGACACAAACUAGCACUUGGUGAGAGGAUACUGGCACUCAGAGAUUAUGAGGCUCUGACUUACCUUCCAGGUGUUAUCACUGGUAUAGAUGGCAGUAACCUUCAAGUUCAGUUCUGUGAUGGAGCAAUAUUGAAUGGAAUUAUAGCAGAUGAAAGCUACUGGCUCAGUGUCACCUACUACGACAGUGUUGUGUGCUGCUUCAGAUGCUCCACAGAAUAAUCCAGUAUUAUAAUAUUUACAAUAUUCUCUACCACAAGAGUAAGAAUGGUAUGACAAGAUUUAGUCAUUCUGGUAGGUUUGACCUAUAUUUGAACCGGCAAUGCAGUUUGAAGCCAUAAACUGAGAAGUAUGUUUAAGUUAACUGGCUUUUCCACUGCAUGUUGUUAAGUUGGUCAGACCAUUAGCUUCUUGUGAUAGUUGGAAUAUAAAUGUCAGGUGAAAAUUGAUGCUGAAGUGGAACACUUUUAUGGAUAGACAACCUUUUUGUUGCAGUAGUAGU